UGUGAGGAGCACACAGGACCACAUGAUAAAGGACUAUUCUUAAGGAAGUUCAUUUUUUUUGCUGUUUUUUUUCUUUCAGGCUGUAAAUUAGAGAAUCUUUUUACAACUCUACAAGCAUUCCUGACAGAAGGUCUACAGAUUCCUGGUGGACUUCUGACAGCUGGUUAGACAUCAGGACAGCAGUGCCGUUGCUUUGCCAUGAGAUACAGCUUGUCCUGAAGGUACUGUGUCUCCAUGCAACGCUAUCCUCACCCCAUUCUACCGAUGGACCCUCAGGUGUGUCCUCCUCCACUGAGCAGCAGCCAAUCGCUCAUCAGUGGUCUGGACAAAUCCCCGGUCACGUUCAAACCCAGCCACUCGCGGAGCAGCAGCACUGGCUCCUCCAAGAACUCCAAACAGUCUCGCCACUGGGAGGUGAUGGAUGAUUUGCAGAAUCUGGACAUGUGUUCGGUUCCUGGUUCCACUCUGGACCUGAGCAUCCCAGGAAUCUGUGAGGGAUACCUGAUGAAGAGGAGGAAGUACCCGCUGAACGGCUGGCACAAGAGAUAUUUCAUGUUGGAGAAAGGAAUCCUCAAGUACUCAAAGGCACCUCAAGAUAUUCAGAGAGGGAAGCUCCACGGCUCCAUGGACGUCAGUCUGGCCGUGAUGUCUGUGAACAAGAAGUCCAAACGCAUCGACCUGGACGCUGGAGACAACCUGUACCACCUCAAGGCAAAGAGCCAUGACAUCUUCUACAUCUGGUUGACCAAACUGUGCGCCCAUCGUGUGUUCAGGAAGAACGAGGCGAUGACGGUCCAGCGAGGCGUCUUUCAUGCUCUGUCCAUGGGCCAGAACACCCUGCCGGCUAUGAACACUCUGGGACAGCAGCACAGAACGAUGCCUCCCUACUACGCCAGCUCUACUUCAGUCUACCUUCCAGAGAUGACCAGCCCUGCCCCGGCUGUGGCUUCUCACCCAGAGGUCACCAACAAGGUGUCUGCAUGGCUGCAGCAGACCCACGACAUCGAUGCCACCUCCAACGAUCUGGCUCGCUGUCAGGCAGAGCUGACAGAACUGGCUCACCUCAUCCAGAGGCUGCACUGGCUGGAAGGAGGGAUGCCCAUCACAGACACAGACCUGGAGAUGAGGAUCAGCAUGCAGAAUCUCUCUCUGGAAAAACCUAAGAAAAGGACAGGGAGGUUGGUGGGCCACUCCAGGACUCUGUCCCGCGUUGAAGCCAUGGGAGGAAUGUUCACCUCCAGCCACCUGAGCACUAACUCCAGCUCUGGUUUGGGAGCGUCUGUUCAGUCCAUUCCUGACUACGUCUACUCCCAGCUCUCCAACCCUCAUGGAACCUCACCUGAGGCCAAGAAGCUCCACCAGGACAUCUGCACGGUUUCUCAACGGGUUCAUGCUUCUCUCAAGUCCAUCCAUGAGGUUCUGACCUCAGAUAGAGAGAGACUGAAGCAGGCCUGGACGAACCCAGAGCUCAGACAGAACACCUCCCAGCAGCUGGCUGCCCUCUGCACACUGUCCCAGAGGACGCCGUCCAUGGGCCGCCACAGCCACCGUGCUCCCUCAGUGGCUGACUCCAUGGCCGAGUAUUUUGAUGCCAGUGAGGUGAUCGUGUGCGAGACGUCCUCAGAGGCCGAGGCUUCAGAUGAAUCAGGCCUGAGUGACAUCACCACCACCAGCAACUCAGAGCCUGAGGAGGGCCACUCCACUGCCACCCUGAACUACAGAGCCAGUGUUAACAGCGCACCGGACCAGCCCAGUCCUGUUCCCACAGACACCGGCCGUCGGACCGUCAUUCCUGCCCCUGGAGCAGACAACAGCCACAUAGGCAUCAUGACCAUUCUCUACAACAACAUCGGAAAGGACUUGUCCAGAGUCUCGAUGCCGGUGGCUCUCAAUGAGCCGGUGUGUUUGCUGCAGAGAGUCAGUGAAGAGCUGGAAUACAGCGAGCUGCUGGACAUCGCCAACCACAUCGACGAUCCGUACGAGAGGAUGGUUUAUGUGGCAGCGUUUUCCAUCUCUGGUUAUGCCUGGGCGUCCUGGAGGUAUCGCUACAAACCCUUCAACCCUGUCCUGGGAGAAACGUACGAGAGUUACAGAGAAGACAGAGGCUUCCAGUACAUCAGUGAGCAGGUCAGCCAUCAUCCACCCAUCUCUGCCUGCCACGCUGAGUCAGAAAACUUCACUUUCUGGCAAGAUCAGAGAUGGAAAAACAAGUUCUGGGGGAAGUCAGUUGAGAUUAUCUCUAGUGGACAGGUCAAUGUGUCCCUCCCAAAUUACGGGGAUCACUAUGAAUGGAACAAGGCGGUGACCUGCAUCCACAACGUGCUGAGUCAGCAGCGCUGGUUGGAGCACUACGGCGAGGUCGUCAUCAGAAACACCAAGAGCGACGUCUGCACCUGCAAGAUCACUUUUGUGAAGUCUCGCUACUGGAGUUCAGACAACAGUAAGAACGAGGUGCAGGGUGUGGUUCUGGACAGGGCUGGAGAGGUGGUCCAUCGUUUUGGAGGUCUGUGGCAUGAGGGCAUCUUCUGCGACACUCUGCCGACACCAAAGUGCAUCUGGAAGCCCAAUGUGCAGCCUGAUGACCACGCAGACUUCUACGGUUUCUCACGCUACGCCAGAGAACUGAAUGAACUGACCCCAGAUCUGAAGGACGUCCUUCCUCCGACAGACACGCGCUUCAGACCUGACCAGAGACUCUUGGAGGAGGGAAAAGUGACAGAGGCAGAUAAGAGGAAGGACGAGGUGGAGGAGAAGCAGAGAGAGAGGAGGAAGGAGCUGGCCAAGAGAGGGGAGGAGCAUAUCCCCAGGUUCUUCAGGAAAGCUCUGGACGAGGCUGGCAGAGAGGUGUGGUUGUACAAUGGAACCUACUGGAAGCUUCGUAAAGACCCAGGCUUUGCCAACACUGAUAACCUGGACCUGUGGUAAAACACUCCACCAGGCUGGACAGACUCAGUCACAGGCUGAGCACUCGGUAUCAUGAUGACGAGGAAUAAUGAACUCCCCUUUUAAUACUAAUGACCAGUGGUACCCAUCGUAGUUAGAUAACUUCAGAUAUACUGUAGAGACUGGACAGCAGAGACCUGAAAGCGUGCUGCCGGGUUGUAGAGCAGAAGGGCUUUUAGAAGCAUAGAUGAUCCUCUCCUGGUGUUUUGGUGCCAUGGAGAGGUGAGGUGCCACUAUGGAACAAAUGAAGACUGAUUUAGACGAAGCCGGAUGUCUUCCUGCCCUUCGCCUUCCUCCACCCAUAAUGGAAACCUUUAAUAUCAUCAUUCAUGAUUCAAAAGCACACCUUGAAGUCCAUUUUUAAAUCACUGGUUACCGCCCUGUAGAAAAUUGUGGGUACAAAUCUUCAGGUUUUUCUGUCACAGCUGAGGCCUGUGUCUGUAUGUAAAUGUGUUCCAUGCCUGUGGGAUGAAUGCCACAUUAUCUGUAGUGGUUUUGCUAGUUUUAACAUGUCUGUUAGUAUUUUUAGUCAGGAUCGUUGCUGACUGUCAUGACAGCUCUGAGUUUUUUGUAGUCAGAAGUGUUCUUCCUGUAGAGGCUGGUUCUGGUUCUGGUGGGGUGUAUUCCAGGUGAACUCCUCUGUCCUGCUUCCUUUCUCAGUGGGUCUUAUUGUAUAAACUCUGUAAAAUUGGUUUGCAUUUUAUUUUUCCAUGUUUUGUUGUGGCACAUUGGUGACACCGUUCAUCUGAAGUGUCUGUACGCCGGAGACACUGAGCUGGACUUAUUCAGCCUCUCUCGCCUGUAGGACUGGUCCAGGAGGAGCUGGAAGACCAGGUCUCUGACAUUUAUGCUCUCAGUUGAUGCAAUGAAGUAUUUUUAUUGAUGUUUCAACAACUGGAUUUUAGUAAGGAAAAGAGACAACUGUUAAACCCCUGUAAAAGUUUUUUUUUUCCCUUUAAAUUGUUGUGUUUCAAAUAAAAGGUUCCAUAGUCA
Molecule: messenger RNA, 3936 nt
Organism: Acanthochromis polyacanthus (spiny chromis)
Lineage: Eukaryota; Metazoa; Chordata; Actinopteri; Pomacentridae
Product: oxysterol-binding protein-related protein 7-like
Exons: 22
Coding region: 235-2925 (896 amino acids)
Cellular component (GO): plasma membrane; perinuclear endoplasmic reticulum; cytosol
Molecular function (GO): cholesterol binding
Source: RefSeq, a predicted model, not a curated record